UGUUAUCUUUGUCAGAUGGGCGUAGUACUGCUGUGAAGUAGCUGUGAAUUGUGUGUGUUAACACUGUGUGCUUGUUUUCGUGGUUGGUGGUUAGAUUUUUGCUGAGGGCAGCGUUAAGGAAAUUUAACACAGUCUUCUUUAUAGAGUUUUUUUAAAUCAGGCUAUGCAAUGUGCGCCAAAAUGGCAUUUCAGCAUGAGGCGGGAACUGCUAUGGAAUGCCUUAGUAUUCCCAUAACGUUGCAUAAGGAACCUGGAAUAGACAGUGAAGGUCGGGAAGUAUUAAAAUGCGGUUUCAAGAUUGGUGGAGGCAUAGACCAAGACUACAGGAAAAGCCCGCAAGGAUACACGGAUUAUGGCAUAUAUGUUACAGAAGUACAUGAAGGGAGUCCUGCAGCUAAAUCAGGCCUUCGGAUGCAUGACAAAAUAUUGCAGUGCAAUGGGUAUGACUUCACAAUGGCUACUCAUAAGAAAGCUGUGGAUUACAUAAAGAAACAUCCGGUACUGAAUUUACUGGUUGCAAGGAAAGGUGUAACAUCUACUUGAUUGAACUACUUCAGCAGACUGUUCAAGCCAGUUGGAACAUAGUUAUCAUUUUGUGUACCUGCUUUCACUAUGUCGAUGCUCUUAAUUUAUUGUGUCUGUAACUUGAUUGACUCAUAAGAGGCUGGUUAACUUAUGACUGUGUGCACAGUAUACCAAAUAUUUUAUGAUUUUUGUUUUGCAAUGUGCCAAGUUAUUAACAUUGGAAUUCAACAUUCCAUAUUAUUCUUUAAAAGUAAAGGCGCUUGGAAGAAGUAUCAGUAUUCCAGUAAAAUAGGUUAUUAGAAAAAUAUUUACUAUUACAUUCAAUAGUUUGUUUCUUAUUUUGAUGGACUUUGUUUUUUACACACAAAUUUGAUAUCAUAUUGAAAGUAAUCUAAGUGAAAGGUGACAACUUCCUAACAACAUUCUGUAUUCAAAAACACAAUGUACUUACUGUGGUUGCUUUGGUAGUUGUGUGUGUGGUGGUUUCGGGUAAAUGUUUUAUGUUGUACAGAAUGAAUUGCAUCUCAUGUUUGGAGUGUAAAGUAUUUAUCAUACUGUACGAAGACUAAGGAAUAAUGAAUAUCUGAUUACCUUAUAAAAGAAGUAAAUAUUUUGUAAUGUUGUGUUCAUAGCUUUCAUAUUAUUAUACAUUAUUUGUUCAAAUAUAGAGUAUGUGUUAUCUUACA
This is a messenger RNA of Schistocerca nitens (vagrant locust), 1211 nucleotides long. RefSeq names its product tax1-binding protein 3 homolog. The transcript has 4 exons. NCBI's taxonomy places the organism in Eukaryota, Metazoa, Arthropoda, Insecta, Orthoptera, Acrididae. Bases 169 to 543 code for a protein of 124 amino acids. The record is from RefSeq and is a predicted model, not a curated record. Gene Ontology annotation, molecular function: protein binding.